Molecule: messenger RNA, 1072 nt
Organism: Lindgomyces ingoldianus
Lineage: Eukaryota; Fungi; Ascomycota; Dothideomycetes; Pleosporales; Lindgomycetaceae
Product: NAD(P)-binding protein
Exons: 2
Coding region: 14-1072 (352 amino acids)
Cellular component (GO): mitochondrion
Molecular function (GO): oxidoreductase activity
Source: RefSeq, a predicted model, not a curated record
GCAAACCACAACCAUGGCCUUCUCUCCCAUCCCCGCAACCAUGAAAGCCUGGACAUACUCCCGCCCAGGCCCGCACCGGAAAGUCCUCUCGCUCAUAGAAGUCCCAACGCCUCCUCUCCCAACCGGCAGCCAACUCCUGUUCAAAGUCGCCUACGCGGGAAUAGAUCCUUCCAACACCGACGUGAUGAGAAUCCUACCCUCUCUUCUGGUGCGAAAGAACGCCAUACCCGGAAACGAGUUCUCGGGAACCAUCAUGGCCCGUGGUCCCGACGCACCGGACCACUUCGCAGUAGGCUGCAAAGUACUCUGCGUCCCUCCCAACGAUGUGAUUCUUAGAGGCAGAGGCCCGUUCUGCGAGUACAUUUGUCUCGACAGUAAGACGAGCGCCAUCGCACUUGUGCCUGAGGGCUUGACCAUGGAAGAAGCAUCCUGUAUCGGACAAUGCGGUAUCAUGGCCAUGCUGAUCCAUAAGCACGGGAAGCUCCACCAGGGAAACGGAUACCGGAUCUUGGUCAACGGUGCAAGUGGGGGCUGCGGGUCGAUGUUCGUGCAAGCGGCCGUUGCUAUUGGCGCAAAAGAAGUCGUGGGAGUAUGCUCAGCGCCGAAUGCGGAGUUCGUGCUGGGCUUGGGUGCAAGCAGGGCCAUUGAUUAUCGCACGAAUACCCCACUGCACGAGUAUUUGGCGAAAGAGUAUGGCACCCGGCCGUUUGACUUCGUGCUCGAUACUAUCGGGGAGCAAGAGCUGUAUACGAGGUCCCCGGGAUUCUUGAAAGAGAAUGGAGCAUUCUUGAACAUUGGGAAUUAUGCACAUGGCAGGUUUUGGAUGUUGGUGUAUGUGAUUCUCAACAUUUUCUGGCCGUGGUGGCUGGGUGGGACGCCGAGGAAGUUUAUCAUUUUCGCUCCACGACGGGAUCCGGAGCUUAUGGUCAGGUUGAUGGGUCUUGUUCAUGAUGAGAAGAUUAAAGUUCAUAUUGAGAAGGUAUUUGCGUUUGAGGAGUUGUGCGAUGCGUUAGAUCUCGGAGACACGAAGAGAGUCCGUGGGAAAAUGGUACUUAGGGUUUGCGGAGAUUAG